UUCCCGUCACACGUCCCGAUCUCCUCACCCACGGUACCUCUGACCCCUUUGAGCCGGCAGUUUCCACGCCUCGGGUUUCUGGGUCCCACUCGGUAGUCCAAUCCCCGCCGUCGAUUUCCGAAAACAAGCGGCCGCGUACGCGUCUAUUUAUUUCUCCCGCCCGCCUGCCACUCUUCCGCCGCCCCGCUCGCGCUCUCUCUCUCUCUCUCCUUCGUUGUCUCGUCCCCGACGAGGGCCGUCCUUCUCCCUCUUCCCAUUACGUUCUUCGAGGAUUGGCGACAAGAUUUGAUUUUACCCCCAGCGAUGGCAGUGGCCACACAGUUUGGUGGUCGAUCCUGUUGUGUUGUGGUUAAGAGGGAUUUGUCGACUUCUCUUUCUUUCUCUUCGAGCUUCCAGAGUAAGCUCGGAUUUGAGUCGUCUUCGAGGUCACUCUGUCGGCAGAGGGAGGGGAUAUGCGGGAAGAGGAGAGUUUUGAAGGUGCGUUGCGAGAGAAGGGUUUCUGCCGUUGUGGAGAAGGAUGUGGCCUUGAGGCAAGGUGGUGGUGGGAAUCCUGCCCAGCUCAGCAUCGUGAUGAAGUUUGGCGGGUCGUCAGUAGCUUCAGCUGAGAGGAUGAAAGAGGUUGCUGGCCUCAUUCUUAGCUUUCCCGAAGAACGACCAGUGAUCGUGCUCUCUGCCAUGGGCAAGACGACAAACAAUCUUUUGCUGGCUGGAGAACAGGCGGUUUGCUGUGGUGUUUCUAAUGUAUCUGAAUUGCAUGAGUUAAGCUUUGUGAAAGAGUUGCAUCUCAAGACAGUUGAUGAGCUUGGGCUUUAUAGGACAAUUAUUUCUGGUUUUCUGGUUGAACUAGAGCAACUUCUGAAAGGCAUUGCCAUGAUGAAAGAACUAACACCUCGCACAAGUGACUAUCUCGUUUCCUUUGGUGAAUGCAUGUCUACGAGAAUUUUUGCAGCAUAUUUAAACAAGAUUGGCACUAAAGCACGACAGUAUGAUGCAUUCGACAUUGGUAUUAUUACCACAGAUGACUUUACAAAUGCUGAUAUCUUGGAAGCAACUUAUCCUGCUGUUGCAAAGAGGUUGCAUGGUGAUUGGACUAAUGAUCCAGCAAUUCCAAUCGUUACUGGUUUUCUUGGAAAGGGUUGGAAAUCUGGUGCAGUAACUACCUUAGGCAGGGGUGGAAGUGACUUGACUGCCACAACUAUAGGUAAAGCUUUGGGUUUACGUGAAAUUCAGGUUUGGAAGGACAUUGAUGGUGUUUUAACAUGUGAUCCUAAUAUAUAUCCAAAUGCAAAGCCUGUGCCUCAUUUGACAUUUGAAGAGGCAGCUGAACUUGCCUAUUUUGGAUCACAGGUGUUGCAUCCCCAAUCAAUGCGGCCUGCCAGAGAAGGCGAUAUACCUGUUAGGGUCAAGAAUUCAUACAACCCUCAAGCUCCUGGAACUGUCAUCGAUAAAGUGAGAGAUAUGAGCAAGGCUGUACUAACCAGCAUUGUGUUGAAGUCAAAUAUUACAAUGUUGGACAUUGUGAGCACUCGAAUGCUUGGACAAUAUGGUUUUCUAGCAAAGGUUUUCUCUAUUUUUGAAGACUUAGGAAUUUCUGUCGACAGUGUGGCCACAAGCGAAGUCAGUGUAUCUUUGACAUUGGAUCCAUCUAAACUCUGGAGUAGAGAAUUAAUUCAGCAGGAGCUUGAUCACGUAGUCGAGGAGCUCAAGAAGAUUGCUGUUGUCAAUCUCCUUCAGCACAGAUCAAUAAUCUCCCUUGUCGGAAAUGUUCAGAGGUCUUCUUUGAUACUAGAGAAGGCAUUCAAUGUUCUUCGCAAGAGUGGUGUGAAUGUCCAAAUGAUCUCUCAGGGAGCAUCAAAGGUCAACAUUUCCUUGGUGGUUCAUGAUAGCGAAGCAAAGCAGUGCAUCAGAGCUCUGCAUUCAGCCUUCUUCGAGAAUAGCUCUCUGCCAGAAGUAGAGGAAGCUGACUUUUACCAAAAAGUCUCCUGGAAACCUCCUGUGCCAUCACAAACUGAAUUGCUGUCUGCAGAAGCAUAGUGUAACUUUUCCUUGGCCGAUUUAUCUAUCCAAGUCUGCUUAAUCCAACUGAUUUCCAACCCUGUAGGUGUCUAAGCUGCGGACGCAAGCUUCUUCACCAGAGAGGUCAAUUUGCAUGUGGCAACCAGCGGUCCGUAACCUCACAUUCUCUAUAUCAACUAUAAUUGAAUGAAUUGUCCUCAUGGAAUAUGCUUUAAUUUACAAGUCAAGAGUCAUCUAGGAAACUAGCUUUGUUUGAGUGUGUAAUUAUAUUUUAUGUAUUCUAUCCUAUCUGGUAUGUACCCAUGUGGAUGUUCUCUGCAUGCAGCUGCUUACUAUUUUCUUUUCAAAGAUAA
Messenger RNA from Musa acuminata AAA Group (dessert banana), 2369 nucleotides. RefSeq names its product aspartokinase 2, chloroplastic-like. The coding region runs from base 304 to 2034 and encodes 576 amino acids. Gene Ontology annotation, molecular function: aspartate kinase activity. The record is from RefSeq and is a predicted model, not a curated record. NCBI's taxonomy places the organism in Eukaryota, Viridiplantae, Streptophyta, Magnoliopsida, Zingiberales, Musaceae. Gene Ontology annotation, cellular component: cytosol; chloroplast stroma. Gene Ontology annotation, biological process: L-homoserine biosynthetic process. The transcript is spliced from 14 exons.